Molecule: messenger RNA, 855 nt
Organism: Glarea lozoyensis ATCC 20868
Lineage: Eukaryota; Fungi; Ascomycota; Leotiomycetes; Helotiales; Helotiaceae
Product: (Trans)glycosidase
Exons: 1
Coding region: 1-855 (284 amino acids)
Source: RefSeq, a predicted model, not a curated record
AUGAGAAUCGGUACUAGUCUGUUCAGUGUCCUCUGCCUUGGGAAUGUUGUCAGCUGCUCAGUCCUCUCCUCACUGAGAAUACGAGCCCUGGAUUACUGGAAGCCACAGCCUUCGCUAAAAUGGCAAAUCGUUCUCCAAGAAAGUCUUGGUAGUUUGAAUAUUUCAGGCGUGGAUGUCUAUGAUGUUGAUCUCAAUACCACCUCAAAGGCGCAAAUCACGACACUCCAGGCGAAUGGAAAGAAAGUCAUCUGCUAUUUUUCUGCAGGUAGCUGGGAGAAAUACCGGCCCGAUCAAAGCCUCUCCGAUCCAAGAGACAUUGGCAACAAAAUCGCAAAGGGAGAAACAAGUCAAGAUGGAUAUUGGCCAGGCGAGAAGUGGCUCAACAUCAGAAGUCCAGGAGUCCUAGGAAUUAUGUUUUCCAGAAUUCAACAAGCAGCAGAUAAAGGCUGUGACGCGGUCGACCCCGAUAAUGUUGAUGGUUAUGGAAUCGACCAGUCUGGACCUAACGAUAAUGGCUUCAAUCCCAAGACUGGCUUCAACAUCACCCAAGCAGAUUGCAUCGUUUACCUGACAAGGCUUGCCACAGAAGCGCACAGCCGCGGUCUCGCAAUUGGUUUGAAGAAUGCCAUAGAGAUUGUACCGCAGAUUGAACCUUUGGUUGAUUUCGCCGUGAAUGAGCAGUGUGUGCAAUACAAAGAGUGUUCAACUCCCGCCAAUUUAUCGUCAAUCAGAAACCUGUCUUUCAUAUUGAAUACUCAGCAAAACUGCAGACCCUUUCGAAGGCCACUUUCAACAAAAGCUGUGCUUCUGGAGUGGAGUCGUCAUUCUCGACAAUCAUCAAAGACUGGGACUUGA